CAAUUGUCUCACCAGUGGACUGCAUCUCUAUUCGCAAAGGCCUUCUUGGUUUCAAAGUAGAUGCUGUAUCUCUUGUUCCGGUGAUUAUCUUCUUCAGAUGCAAUAACUUGGGUAUGUCAAUGUGUGUGUAUCAUCAGGGCCGGGUGGAUUGCAAGAGUGAGUGUAAGUACAUGUUCUGGUAUAAUCAUAUGAAGAAAUUGCCAAAUCCGAAUAACAAAAAUCAAGGGAUGAGAGAAUUCUCAUAACUGUAAGAGAGGAAAAAGGACCCACUUCUCUAAUUUAGUUUGACCACAUUUAUAAAAAGAUAAAUAAAUAAACAAAAUUAAAAUUGAAGGAAAAUUGAGACAGCUCCUCCACUUUUCACUCCCACAAGAUCGCUUCUUCUUCUUCUUCUUCCGCUCUGCGUGUGUUGUCGUUGUUGUUGUUUAAGAGUUACUGCUUUGCUGAAAAAAAGCAUAAGAAAAAAAAUGUCAAAGUUUUGUAAUCAGACGAGAGCAGCGACGUCUCUCAUCAGACGCCUCAAUCGGAGACGCAUCAAUCCAACGUCUCUCGCUCGCCCCAGAUGUUUCACCACGGCGGAGGGUCACCGUCCCACUCUCGUCCACAAACGCAGCCUCGACAUCCUUCAUGAUCCUUGGUUCAAUAAGGGAACAGCAUUUUCCAUGACGGAGCGAGAUCGUCUGGAUCUUCGUGGCCUUCUUCCUCCAAAUAUAAUGUCUUCCGAACAGCAAAUUGAACGCUUCAUGGUUGAUUUGAAGAGGCUUGAAGUUCAAGCUAGAGAUGGACCAUCUGAUCCAAAUGCUCUUGCCAAAUGGCGGAUUCUUAACCGCUUGCAUGACAGAAAUGAGACUAUGUACUAUAAGGUUCUAAUUGCUAACAUUGAGGAAUAUGCUCCUGUAGUUUAUACUCCAACCGUCGGUCUUGUUUGCCAGAACUAUAGUGGUCUGUUUAGGAGGCCUCGUGGAAUGUACUUUAGUGCAGAAGAUCGUGGAGAAAUGAUGUCUAUGGUUUACAACUGGCCAGCUGAUCAGGUUGAUAUGAUUGUUGUUACGGAUGGAAGCCGAAUAUUGGGUCUUGGAGACCUUGGAGUUCAGGGAAUUGGAAUUGCUAUAGGGAAGCUGGAUCUGUAUGUUGCUGCUGCUGGGAUCAAUCCUCAGAGGGUGCUUCCUGUCAUGAUUGAUGUUGGAACUAACAAUGAGAAGUUGCUUAAAGAUCCCUUGUAUCUGGGGCUUCAACAACACCGUCUUGAUGGUGAUGAGUAUAUUGCGGUAAUCGAUGAAUUCAUGGAGGCUGUUUUUACUCGUUGGCCGCAUGUGAUUGUGCAGUUUGAAGACUUCCAGAGCAAGUGGGCCUUCAAGUUAUUGCAGCGUUACAGAAAUACAUACAGGAUGUUCAAUGAUGAUGUCCAGGGAACAGCUGGGGUUGCAAUUGCUGGUCUUCUUGGAGCUGUAAGAGCACAGGGAAGGUCAAUGAUUGACUUUCCUAAGCAAAAGAUCGUUGUUGCUGGUGCUGGAAGUGCAGGAAUAGGGGUUCUCAAUGCUGCAAGGAAAACAAUGGCCAGGAUGUUAGGAAAUAACGAGGCUGCCUUUGAUAGUGCAAAGAGACAAUUCUGGGUUGUUGAUGCCAAUGGUCUUAUCACAGAGGAACGUGAAAAUAUUGAUCCAGAGGCCCUGCCAUUUGCAAGGAAAAUCAAAGAAGCUGGUCGUCAGGGAUUAAGAGAGGGUGCAAGUCUUGUAGAAGUGGUGCAGCAAGUGAAGCCUGAUGUGCUUCUUGGGUUAUCUGCAGUUGGAGGAUUGUUCUCCAACGAGGUGUUAGAAGCUCUCAAAGGUUCGACUUCAACUAGACCAGCCAUCUUUGCGAUGUCAAAUCCUACAAAAAAUGCUGAGUGCACCCCAGAGGAAGCUUUCUCAAUUGUAGGUGACAACAUUAUAUUUGCAAGUGGAAGUCCAUUUAGAGAUGUUGAUCUUGGAAGUGGCCGAGUUGGGCAUUGCAAUCAAGGAAACAACAUGUAUCUCUUUCCAGGUAUUGGACUUGGAACUCUUCUAUCUGGCUCUAGGAUCAUUUCAGAUGGCAUGCUACAGGCUGCAGCGGAACGUCUGGCUGCAUACAUGACUGAAGAGGAGGUUCUCAUGGGGAUCAUAUACCCUCCAAUAUCAAAAAUAAGAGAUAUAACAAAGGAGGUAGCUGCAGCAGUGGUUAAGGAAGCUUUGGAAGAGGAUCUCGCAGAAGGAUAUCGUGACAUUGAUGCUCGAGAACUCCAAAAAAUCUGUCGGAGCCAGGAGGAACUUUUAGAAUACGUGCAGAACAACAUGUGGAGUCCAGAAUACCCGACUCUAGUUUACGCGAAGGUUUAGUUGGCUGACCCCAAUCAAAAGAGUUUCUGCACCAAAUAACCAGCAAAGCUAUUAAUGAAAGAAUCAAGCAUGCGGUGUUGGCACUUAACGCUAGACCAAACAAGUAGCAGCUUUCUUCUACAUACUGCAUCUCUUUGGUCAGAUAAAUUCAUUAGAUGGUGUGUGAUACAUUAAUUGUGCCUGUGGGCACUUUUUAUGUUGUAUUGAAAAUGAAUACAGCUAAUCGGCAUUGAAUUUUUAA
Durio zibethinus is the source of this 2595-nucleotide messenger RNA. Its product is annotated as NAD-dependent malic enzyme, mitochondrial-like. NCBI's taxonomy places the organism in Eukaryota, Viridiplantae, Streptophyta, Magnoliopsida, Malvales, Malvaceae. Gene Ontology annotation, biological process: malate metabolic process; pyruvate metabolic process. The record is from RefSeq and is a predicted model, not a curated record. Gene Ontology annotation, cellular component: mitochondrion. Gene Ontology annotation, molecular function: malate dehydrogenase (decarboxylating) (NAD+) activity; NAD binding.